Molecule: messenger RNA, 1807 nt
Organism: Oncorhynchus mykiss (rainbow trout)
Lineage: Eukaryota; Metazoa; Chordata; Actinopteri; Salmoniformes; Salmonidae
Source: RefSeq, a predicted model, not a curated record
UCCUACCCUCAUCAGCAGAGGUGUGUGUGAGGGUCCGCAUGUGGUUGCAUGUCAGGUUCCAUUGUCAGGCUCCAGAUUGUUCGGCUCCACCCCACGGCCCAAACAUCCAGAAACUAUAUCUGAACCUUGGGCAGUCGAUUGGCAGGAGGUUACUUUAGAGGUGGGCCCUGGCCCUCAGGACUGUAGAAGACAGACGGACAACUCUGAAACACAGACCACAGGACUACAGAGGACCGUUGCCUGUCACACCCACCACCAGACCCAGCCAGAUUACACCUUCAGAGACUUUUGCCUCCCUGACAGAGUGACCUGCCCUCCCAAGCAAGGUGUGAGGACCCUCAUCCUUCCUGUCUCCACACAUUCCCAUUCUUCUUCUCCUCUGCUGCCGCACCUCUCAGGGCAGAAUGGACCGGUCUGUGCAGGAGCUGUUUCUGAACUUCACAGUAGUCUUGAUCACUGUGCUGCUCAUGUGGAUCCUAGUCAAGACCUACCAGGCCUGAACCACCAGGGGACAGAUACAGGGGGAGAGAGAUGAACGGCUGAGAAAUGGGGGGAACUGGGGGGUACAUUUCAAUCCAGUUACUGCAGUUGCAAACAAUCUUGAAAGCUUAUUGGCCGACAGGUAGCCUAGAAGUGGGCCAGCAGCCCGGGUUGCUGGCAUCAUCCUAGAUGCCAUUGCCUGCUGUUGUGUCCUUGAGCGAGGCACUUGACCCCCUACAAUUUCUCUGCGGCUGAUCCAUGCGUCUGACCUAUUGCUUCCAGUCCCUCGUCUGUGUUUGUCUCAGGGGUUUGGGGUGUGAGCAUAAAGACACAUUUCCAUUAACGGACAACAUAGCGAAUGGACAAUAUAACGAACGGACAAUAAAAUACAAUACAUCUUAUAUUAUCUUAACUCUGAAACAUAGCAGUUGCACAUGGUCCCUGAGAAAUGAAGUGAAUACAAGAAAUUGAAAGGUAUAGAUAUAGAUUCACUGCUUCAGCUGUCUGCUAAGAAAUACAUGCAGUUCCUCACUCCUGCCUCUUAGAGGGACUGUUGUGUAAGAGAUGAGUUGGCAAGCAUUCUUUUUAAAAGGUCUACAAUAAAUAGAACUGUUAUUGUACCCAAAAUGUUUUCUCUUGUUUGAUGCAUCCAACAUUAUGUUUUAAAUAAUACAUGUGCACCCAAAUCAUGAAAGUAAGCAGAGCACACACCCUACCUACAUUCUUUGAAAAUGUAGGAGAACCCCUUUUUGGUUCCGGAUAGAACUCUUUUGGGUUCCACAUAGAACCAUUUUGGAGUCCAUUUAGAAUCCUCUGUGGAAAGGGUCCUACAUGGAACUCAAAGAACUCAAAGGUUCUUCAAAGAAUAAUCCUAUGGGGAUAGUCAAAUAAUUAUUUUAGGUUCUAGACAGCACCUUUUUUCUAAGAGUGUAGAGAACUUCACCUGGACUAACUGUUGAUUGUGUGAUGAUGAAACAAUACCAAACAAGCUGUUUGUUUUGGAAGCUAAACCCCUUGUCUUUAUACUCAGUUAGGCCAUGGAAAUCAUCAAUAAAACACUUAUAAAGCACACAUGUACAAACAUACAGUAUAGUAUUUUUAUUUGAUUGAACAAAAAAUAAUUUAUUAGUCCUAUGCGCUCUUAUUGAACGUGCACUUGUAUUCGUCUAAAUCGCUUGAUCAUUAUCUGUUUUAUUUCAUCAGUUCUUAGACAGUAUAUCAGUGGAUUGAUCAUGGGAGGGAGCAGGCUAUACAACAUGAUAAUAACAAUACGUAAAUCAGCGCUGAAUCUAAUGCCGAUAUUACUGGCCAGAUAAACAAAACACCU